CUACGCAAUGAGGCUGUGUGUUUAAUAGAAAUGUUAUAAAUCGAGUGGCGUUAUUUAAGAUGUGCUCCAAACUUUUGACGAACUUUUUUUCGGCUUAUCAACCUGCUAAGUUACAAGUUAAGAUGACUGCCACCACGGCCGGUAAGAAGCCCAAAUCAAAGGGCAAACAACCUUCCAGGAAGCUGCCCACUGUCCCCGAGUCGUAGCUGAAGUUCAGCAAGAAGCAGGUCAGCUAACGUGCUACCCUGAUCAAGCGUAAACUAAAGCGCUCUGCUGUGAUUGCACUCCGCAAACGUGAAAACUUGGUGCAUCUGAGAAAUAUCAAGCAAAAUAUAUCCGUGACAGACGCCGUGAGAAUAAGUUGCGCCGUCUGGCAAAGAAACACGGCUCAUUCUACGUGCCUGCGGAAGACAAAUUGGCUUUUGUGAUCUGUAUCCGCGGUAUCAACAAAGUUGCACCAAAAGUGCGUAAAGUUUUACUACUGUUCCGUUUUAGCCACAUUAACCACGGUUCGUUCAUCAAAUUUAACCAUUAAUAUGCUACGCAUUGCCGAACCCUAUAUCACAUGGGGCUAUCCAAAUCUUAAAUCAGUUCGAGAAUUGAUCUGCAAACGUGGAAUUGUCAAGCACAACCAUCAACGUGUCCCAAUCUCUGAAAACUUUGUGAUCGAACGCAAAUUGCGCAAAGCGCACGAUAUUCAGUGCGUUGAUUAUUUAGCGCGCGAAAUAUUCAAUGUUGGGUCCCACUUCAAGAAAGCCUCCAACUUCCUGCGGUCAUUCAAGCUCAACACCAACCGGUGGCUGGCGCAAGAGGACUAAUCACU
Molecule: messenger RNA, 823 nt
Organism: Rhagoletis zephyria (snowberry fruit fly)
Lineage: Eukaryota; Metazoa; Arthropoda; Insecta; Diptera; Tephritidae
Product: 60S ribosomal protein L7-like
Biological process (GO): maturation of LSU-rRNA from tricistronic rRNA transcript (SSU-rRNA, 5.8S rRNA, LSU-rRNA)
Cellular component (GO): cytosolic large ribosomal subunit
Molecular function (GO): RNA binding; structural constituent of ribosome
Source: RefSeq, a predicted model, not a curated record